Messenger RNA from Odobenus rosmarus divergens (Pacific walrus), 1278 nucleotides. Its product is annotated as keratin 33A. Bases 64 to 1278 code for a protein of 404 amino acids. The record is from RefSeq and is a predicted model, not a curated record. Gene Ontology annotation, molecular function: structural molecule activity. The transcript has 7 exons. Lineage: Eukaryota; Metazoa; Chordata; Mammalia; Carnivora; Odobenidae.
AGCUCUGCGGCUUAGAGAACUUGGGCUCUGUGUUCAGCCGGGUGCCUUGCUCCCUCCAGCACCAUGCCUUACAACUGCUGUCUGCCCAACAUGAGCUGCCGCUCCACUUGCUCCUCCCGGCCCUGCGUGCCCCCCAGCUGCCACACCUGCACCCUGCCCGGGGCCUGCAACAUCCCCGCCAAUGUGGGCAACUGUGGCUGGUUCUGCGAGGGCUCCUUCAAUGGCAGCGAGAAGGAGACCAUGCAGUUCCUGAACGACCGCUUGGCCAGCUACCUGGAGAAGGUGCGCCAGCUGGAGCGGGAGAACGCGGAGCUGGAGAGCCGCAUCCGGGAGUGGUGCCAGCAGCAGGUGCCCUUCGUGUGCCCCAGCUAUCAGUCCUACUUCCGGACCAUCGAGGAGCUCCAGCAGAAGAUCUUGUGCAGCAAGGCAGAGAAUGCCAGGCUGGUGGUGCAGAUUGACAAUGCCAAGCUGGCCUCAGAUGACUUCAGGACCAAGUAUGAGAUGGAGCUGGGCUUGCGGCAGCUGGUGGAGUCGGACAUCAAUGGCCUGCGCCGGAUCCUGGAUGAGCUGACCCUGUGCAAGGCCGACCUGGAGGCCCAGGUGGAGUCCCUGAAGGAGGAGCUUCUGUGCCUCAAGCAGAACCACGAGCAGGAAGUCAACACCCUGCGCUGCCAGAUUGGAGACCGCCUCAACGUGGAGGUGGACGCAGCCCCCACUGUGGACCUGAACCGUGUGCUCAACGAGACCAGGAGUCAGUAUGAGGCCCUGGUGGAGACCAACCGCAGGGACGUGGAGGAAUGGUUCACCACCCAGACCGAGGAGCUGAACAAGCAAGUGGCGUCCAGCUCGGAGCAGCUGCAGUCCUGCCAGGCAGAGAUCAUCGAGCUGAGACGCACGGUCAACGCCCUGGAGAUCGAGCUGCAGGCCCAGCACAACCUGAGGAACUCCCUGGAGAACACACUGACGGAGACGGAGGCACGCUACAGCUCCCAGCUGGGCCAGGUGCAGUGCAUGAUCAGCAACGUGGAGUCCCAGCUGGCUGAGAUCAGGUGUGACCUGGAGCGGCAGAACCAGGAGUACCAGGUGCUGUUGGACGUCAAGGCCCGGCUGGAGUGCGAGAUCAACACGUACCGGGGCCUGCUGGAGAGUGAGGACUGCAAGCUCCCCUGCAACCCAUGCGCUACAACCAAUGCAUGUGACAAGCCCAUUGGGCCUUGUGUCUCCAAUCCUUGUGCCCAACGUGCUUGGUGCGGACCUUGCAACACCUUUAUUCGCUAG